Molecule: messenger RNA, 2535 nt
Organism: Drosophila ananassae
Lineage: Eukaryota; Metazoa; Arthropoda; Insecta; Diptera; Drosophilidae
Exons: 3
Coding region: 108-2294 (728 amino acids)
Source: RefSeq, a predicted model, not a curated record
CUCCAUGAUUGUCAUUGAUAAUUCAGGAUUCAUUGACGCAAAAUUCUUAAAUUUUCCCCGAUUUAUUGUUCCUUUUUUUCGUUACAUCUUUGAGCUUAGUCCAGGAUAUGGGGCUGUUACGCAGAACGCCACUCGAACUCCCCACUGCCAAGUGGUAUCGUGGGCUAUCCCUGCUCCAAAUAGAGGCUGCCAACGAUUUGGCGGAUGCUGCCAAAUUUGAUUUGGCCGUCAACCGGAGUCAUCGGACCCGGGACUGCCUGAUGCGCUUGGGCCUGCGCCCGUUGCCCAAACCUAGUCAGCUAACUCAGCUGGUAAAGAUAAGCAGAGCCCAGGUGCUGGCCCUGCUGUACUUUGUGUUUCAGAAGAAUUACAAUAUAGACCAAUACUGCGGGAAAUAUUCGGUAAAUGCCCAACUUUUGCUAUCGGCCCUUGCUUACUUGGACCUUCCGGCCACAUUCAAGGCCCUGGACCAAAUCCUUCCCCUCCAUGAGACUAAUACUGUUACUGAAACUACAGAAAAGGAAAAAUAUGUUAAACAAACAGUAUUGCCUGAGAGGAGAAUCCUUAGACCAAUUGGUGGGCCGGUGUCCCCGUACUUUCAGAAACAACCUCGUCCGAAAAUACAUCGCCAGGAGAAUCGUUUUGUGACAAGGCCUCCGCCCUUCACGGUGGAGAUACCACACGAAAGUAAAGAUAUCAAGGAAAUAGAUAAUCAUUGGUUCUCCGACUAUAAGUUUCAACCUCUUUAUCGGAAAAUUCAGACGAUUAUAAAAUUAGAGCUUCGUAGACUUUUCGACAAAUUAGACGAAGCACCACAGGAUUCGGUCAAAGAAUCGACCUCAAAGGAACUUUGCAGUUUCCAUGAGGAGACCAGGUCACUGGAACGUCAAGCCUUUCUGGUUGAUCAGCGGAAUCGUUACCUGGAAAUGAUAGAUGUGGGUGCCAGAGAAAAGCAGCUCACGAAACAGCGGAUUAUUAAGCACCUAAAUCGCGAUGUGGAUGAGUAUCUAAAGAAGUUUGCCGACAAAGGCUGGAGUCCUGGGGUGCCUGCUAUAAGGAAAACGGAAUGUUGUGCCUGCUCGGGACUGGUCCAUGUCAGUCUGGAGUCGCCGCCAAAGGUGCUUAGCAUGGAAGGCGAACGAACGAGACUCUAUGAAUCGAAUGGUCCCCAGUUUCGACUUUGUGGUGGCGAAGUUUCCAAACGAUCGUCCGUGCAGCAACCCAAUGAUCCAUUGACAAGCUACUUCCGGUCUCCAAAACUCCAUGUUCCCUAUGUUUUCAACUAUUCUAAAAUUUUUGCGAGCGAUAGCUCGAAAUCUUUAAAUACAACCGAAAUUAUUGGAACAGGAUUGGUUAAAAGCCUGAUGAGGAGUAGUGACGAUGACGAACAGAUUGGUGACCAAGUGUCCCAACGGAGCAAACAAACGCAUAGGAGUAGCACUAGACUCAUCUCCAAAUCAGUUCUUAGAAGCCACACGAACCAGUCUUCCUGUUCACAUCAAAGCUCCCGACCAAUUCGAGGGCUCCGCCAUAAACAGUGCCCCAACUCCGAUAUAAAUAAGGGCAUCGAUCAGGAGUCUCACUCAGAUGAAAAAAUCCAUAGUCCAAUUAUGAAGCACUACAUUGACCAGGCCCUGUGCCGAUGUGUGCGGAGAAUCUUUGAGAAGAGUUUGCUUGUGGCCAACAGAGAUAGCGACAAGCUCCAGUUGAAUCGCCUUUCCUAUCCCCAACACAAAUUAAUUGACCCCGAUGAUGACAGGUUGAUGGACCAGAUGUUAAAAGAUGCUUUUCGCGUCCUGCGGAAGGACAAAAACCUGGUGCUAGCAACUCUGCCCGACGGCCACCAGAUUCCUGAGAUGCGGGAGUGGAUUAAGAGGCGUUAUGGUAAACAAUACGGACUGCAGUCCAGGAAGAUGUACUUCAAAACCAGCGCCAAGAUGGUAAAGAAUCUGGACUUGAUCGAAGAGCUUCGCAGAGUAAGCGCCAUAAUAGAUCCGCUGUUAAUACGAUAUGCGCCCAUUUCAUUUGGAAUGUACCACUCGAUAACCAAGUCGGCGAAACUGUUCAAGGAGAAAGUUCGUGAGGAUGUGUUCCAGUUAAUGCUGCAGCGUACCCGUGUCUGCUGGCAGGUGCUACACGGUCUUCGAGCGAAGAAUAACACCAGUCUUCGCGAGAUUUUCUUCACGUAUAUGCCCAGCAGUGUCCGCCACGGUGGGCCAACUAUGAGUCAAUAUUUUACAGAUAACCCUCGCGAAGACCCAAGGAAGAACCGUUUUUUAAAUUGGAAUCAUUGAGCUCAGACCAAUCCAAUGGACAAUUGAAUGGCAUUCAUUAAAGUGCCUAUUGGAUUGGCCAGGAACUGCAAUAUGAGGUCUGGAUCAAAAUUGUAUUGCUCUGAAAAUUUUGAUAUGAUAUUAGUUUUAUUCGCGAACUAGGAUAAACAUUUUAUUUAAAAUGGAUAUUUUCAUGAAGGAAUCGAAGCAUGAAUGUUACCAUUUUAAUAAGAUUGUUUUAAUUUUUAAAUAAAUUGUUUAA